CGUUGCUGACACAACAAGAAAUAUAUGGGAAUGUUUAAAAGAUCUAUAUAUGCCAGUACCAACUGCUGAAAAAUGGAAAACAAUAGCUGACAGAUUUCAAGAUCUGUGGAAUCUCCCAAACUGUAUAGGUGCUAUAGAUGGGAAGCACAUCAGAAUACAAAAGAUUCCAAAAUCUGGUUCAUCUAAUUUUAACUAUAAAUCGUACCACUCGCUGGUACUUAUGGCGAGUUGUGAUGCAGAUGGUAUAUUUACAACAAUUGAUGUUGGUCAGGCAGGGAGAAAUAGUGACGGUGUAGUUUUUAGAGCUUGUCGUUUAGGCCGAUGGUUAGAUAUAAAUGGUCUUGAUAUUCCAACAGGCAUCAAAUUACCUCACGACCAAGGGGAUAUACAAAUGUUUCCAUACUAUUUUGUCGCGGAUGAAGCAUUUCCUCUUAAGUCCUAUUUGAUGAGGCCUUAUCCAAGAAGAGUACUUGAUAACAAAAAGAGAAUUUUUAAUUAUAGAUUAAGUAGAGGAAGAAAAACAAUCGAAUGUGCUUUUGGGAUGAUGGCUAGUAAAUUUAAGGUACUAAGUACACCAAUUUUAUGUGUAAAUGAAGAAACAAUAAGCAGUAUUAUACGAUGUAUGUGUGUAUUACAUAAUUUUAUUCGGAUUAGAGAAGGUAGAGCUUAUCAACCGCAGUACCAUAAGGAAACUGAAAUGAAUAUGAAUAUUGGAAUGAAUUUGGAAUUAGAAAAUGAAAACAACAAUUUACCAACCAGAAAUUCGGCAUCCGGACUUAGAGAUUAUCUGUCUAACUACUUCAUACAACCACAAUCUGCAUUACCUUGGCAAUGGAAUUAUUGUACAUCGUAAAAUAAUAGUAUUUAUCUUAUAUAAUAUUUUUUUUUUUAUAAUAA
Molecule: messenger RNA, 897 nt
Organism: Myzus persicae (green peach aphid)
Lineage: Eukaryota; Metazoa; Arthropoda; Insecta; Hemiptera; Aphididae
Product: protein ALP1-like
Exons: 2
Coding region: 50-853 (267 amino acids)
Source: RefSeq, a predicted model, not a curated record